ACGCGCAAGAGACAAAUAGACACCGCGCAAGUGGGCGAACGUCUACGUUGCUUGCAACCCACAUACACGCGCACACACAUGAAGAUUUGCAAAAGCAAAGCCAAUUUUAAUUAGAAAAAUUGUUAGUGAAAAAUUUUCAACACGAAAAAGUUGCAUCCAACGAAGAAAAUAAGAUAUGCGUGCAAAGAAAAAAAAUGAAAUAAAUAAUUUACUUGCAAAUGCAGUGUAUUGAUGUGCAUGUGCGUGUGUUGCCAUGUGAAAUAAAUUUAGAAUAAGUAAUAAAGAAGUGCGUGCAAAGUGGCAAAUAAUCGAUGAAUUGAUUGCAUGCCGCUGAAGUAGCAAGGGAAAAGGGAGAGGCAGCGCUGAAUAACCAACGAAUAUGAAAAGUGAAAAUUGUACAUAACGAAAAAUAUGUAGAGGUUUUUGCUAUAGUGAAUGAGUUACAUAAUAAACUAAACGCAUCUACAACCACACAAACAUGCAUGUGUGUAUCACUUCGAAAAUACACUAAAAUAUUUAAAUUAAUGUAAAUAAAUGUAUUAUAUCACUUUGCUACCGUCUGCAUAACUGUCUCUUAAGUAAAAGUAUUUUAUGAUAAAUUGCAAACAAAAUCAAUCUGUGAAAAUUAUAUGAUACGACUUAGAAAUGCGGUUAAAAUGAAUUUCGAUUGUGAUAAAACGCUGCAUUGAAGAAGCAGAAAAGCACUUACAUCCAAUAAAGGAUAGUUGUUACAGAGCCAAACGAGUUUGAGGAAAACACCGGAUGUCAUACAUGCUGGAUUAUGUAGUACUGGUGACACAACUUUGAAGAGGCGUUUUAUUCCGGAAAGCUUGGCUGAUAGAAGAAAUAGUGCAUAAUUACGAAAAGCGGAUGAAAGUUCAAAGAACUCAUCAAAAAUUCGCCUACAAACUUUUUAUAAGUGAAUCGAAAAUUGUCUAGAAUGGGUCUUUGGGGACUAACAACGAAGACUCCAACCUCCACGUACAACAAAUGGAUGCUGAGAUUUACAGUUAUACUGAUUUGUGCGAAAUAUACAAUGGCGGACAAUUGUUUUCCAUCGGCAUUUGGAGUUCUCAUUUUCAUUUGGAUUCCACAAGUGUCAGCUGAAUGUCAAACGCGCUCCAUCUACUGUUAUGAAUGUGAUUCGUGGACGGACGCACGGUGUAAGGAUCCCUUCAACUAUACGGCGCUGCCGCGCGAUCAACCACCGCUAAUGACCUGCAAUGGCUGUUGUGUGAAAAUGGUGCGGCAUUCUAAAUCACCCUACGAAGUUGUACGGCGUAUGUGUACGUCGCAAUUGCAAAUAAAUUUAUUUAUGGUCGAUCAUGUGUGCAUGAUGGAAAGUUCAGGCAAUGGACAUAUGUGCUUUUGUGAGGAAGAUAUGUGCAAUUCUAGUAAAAAUUUAUGGCAAAAUGGUUCACCAUACCAUUACAUCAUGAUCUCUGCGCUCUCAUUCAUACUCUAUUUACUCAAUCGUAUACAAUUGCUAACUAUCGUUCGACAAUUGCAAAUACAUAGACAACAAAAACAAAAACAGCCACAACUACAUCCACAAACAGAAAACCCAAAUCAAAAACAAAAACAAAAUCAAAUAUUAAAUCAAUCACAACAUAUCGUCAAUCGAAUGCUACUGCAAAUGCAAAAUCAACAUCAAAAACAUAAUAAGCUACGCAAAAUAAAAGAAGAAGAAAAACACCAACAAGAACAACAACAAAAGAAAGUCGAACAAUUCGAACAAAAACAAAAAUUGCCAAUUGUCAUUUAGUUAUCAACAGUACACUCUUCCGACGCAAAAACAACCACUACCUGUACAACCGUUCAUUGCAUGUCCAAUGAAAACAGAUACAACAAUCAAUUUGUUUAUACCUCCCGUACACAUAUAGAUUGAAAGCCUCCUCCAACCCCCUACAUACACACAAACACUAGAAAUUUGAAAAAAAGAAAUACAUACCGCCAGCAGCAUAUGCUCUAACAGCAAAGUGUAAAACGGCCACCACAAUACACAGACACAUACAUAAUUACAUCUCCCAUGUGUCCACGAAAGACAUGCAUACAUAUUUAUAGUAACUUCAAUUACAAUAAUUACAAAAUGAAACAAUUGACAUAGUCGCCCAUACGCUCUAAGCUACCCCUGACCCGUAUAACAUAAACAACACACACACACACACACUUGUGCUCUUUGCCCUAAAAACUUUUGCUAAACAAUAAAUUUUAACUUCUUACAUUUUGAGUACCCUCCAUAGUUGGUAAAUACCUACAUUAGCAUUAGUUAGAAAUUUGUUCCCUAAAUUUUGUAUUAAUUUUUUACUAACAUUUAAAAUAAAACA
Messenger RNA from Anastrepha obliqua, 2327 nucleotides. It is a transcript of the gene qvr, whose product is annotated as protein quiver. The coding region runs from base 941 to 1765 and encodes 274 amino acids. NCBI's taxonomy places the organism in Eukaryota, Metazoa, Arthropoda, Insecta, Diptera, Tephritidae. Gene Ontology annotation, biological process: positive regulation of voltage-gated potassium channel activity; sleep; regulation of synaptic transmission, cholinergic. The record is from RefSeq and is a predicted model, not a curated record. The transcript is spliced from 7 exons.